UCAUGAUAAAAUACAAUCUCAGGAGUAUAUAUGGAACAUGACCAAUAUUGUAUUUCCCAACUAUAACAAAGAAUUCAUUAAAAACAUUUGUCUUCGACUCUUUUUGGGUAAAGGCUUCAAGUAGUAGUCCCAAGUGAGUCAUACAAGAGAAUUCUCUAAAAAAAUGAUGCACUCAUACACAAAAUAGGGAUUAAUGUCUUGACAGUAUAAUAUAAAAUAUAGCUUUUCUGUCUGGCCAAUGUUACAUAUUGUUGUAUAUAAUAAUGUAAUUGUGUCAGGUUACUUUUUCCUUUUUUGUUACAUUAGCUAUAUGGAGAUGAAAAAUGACACACAAAUUUCAAAAUUUAUUCUCCUGGGAAUUUCAGAGGAUCCUCGAUGGCAACCCUUUCUUUUUGGACUGUUUUUGUUCAUGUACCUGGUCACUUUGCUUGGGAACCUGCUCAUUAUCAUUGCCACAGUUACAGAUUCCCAUCUUCACACACCCAUGUACUUCUUCCUUUCCAACCUGUCCUUUGCUGACAUCUGUUUUACCUCUGCUAGCAUCCCAAAGAUGCUAGUGAAUAUACAGACACAGAACAAGGAGAUAACAUAUGAAGGCUGUAUUGCCCAAGUGUACUUUUUCAUACUAUUUGGAGUUUUGGACAACUUUCUUCUAGCGGUGAUGGCCUAUGACCGAUAUGUGGCAAUCUGUCACCCUCUGCACUAUACGGUCAUCAUGAAUCGCCACCUCUGUGGACUGCUGGUUCUUGGGUCCUGGGUCACAACAGCAUUGAAUUCCUUGCUGCAGAGUUCAAUGGCAUUGCGGCUGUCCUUCUGUACUGACUUGAAAAUUCCCCACUUUGUUUGUGAGCUUAAUCAACUGGUACUACUUGCCUGUAAUGACACCUUUCCUAAUGACAUGGUGAUGUACUUUGCAGCUGUACUGCUGGGUGGUGGUCCUCUUGCUGGCAUCCUUUACUCUUAUUCUAAGAUAGUUUCCUCCAUACGUGCAAUCUCAUCAUCACAGGGGAAGUACAAAGCAUUCUCCACCUGUGCAUCUCAUCUCUCAGUUGUCUCAUUAUUCUAUUCUACACUCUUGGGUGUGUACCUUAGUUCUUCUGUUACCCAAAACUCACACUCAACUGCACGAGCAUCUGUGAUGUACAGUGUGGUCACCCCCAUGCUGAACCCAUUCAUCUACAGUCUAAGGAAUAAGGACCUGAUGGGAGCUCUCAGAAGACUCUUCAGAAAGAAACCAUGAGAGAGACAUCCAUCAAGAAGUGCUUGUGGUCUGGGCAGCAAAUCCAGGCACUGCAACUUUUUAAUCAAAUGAUUCAAGAGAAUUUCCUCUUUCCAUUUAUCUCCUAGAGUUUUGAAGUCUUUCAGUGGCUUUACUGAUUCUCUGUAGCAUUGUUAGUAAGCCUUUCCUUCUCUGAUAUAUGAUGUUUUCCAGUUUUCUUCCAAGUAUAUCAGAGGCAAUCUGUAGAUUCUCAUUUAUUUUACAUAGCUGUGACUUUGUGCUGGUACUAUGGGAUAAACUGCACUUAAUGAGGUUUUAAUAUAGAAGAAAUUCUGUGACUGAAUUUUACCAACGUUCUGUU
Molecule: messenger RNA, 1580 nt
Organism: Peromyscus leucopus (white-footed mouse)
Lineage: Eukaryota; Metazoa; Chordata; Mammalia; Rodentia; Cricetidae
Product: olfactory receptor 19
Exons: 1
Coding region: 239-1240 (333 amino acids)
Biological process (GO): G protein-coupled receptor signaling pathway
Cellular component (GO): membrane
Molecular function (GO): olfactory receptor activity; G protein-coupled receptor activity
Source: RefSeq, a predicted model, not a curated record